AUGGCGCCUAGCAACCAACUAUUUACUUUGCGUUCAAUUAUUGAGAAAGAUAAGUUGAAUGGAACAAACUAUGCAGAUUGGAUCCGCAACCUGAGAAUUGUUCUCAGGGCUGAGAAAAAGGAAGAUAUUCUAGACACCCCAUUACCAGAUGAGCCUGCUGAUAAUGCACCUGCUGCAGAGAAAACCGCUUACAAGAAAGCAUGUGAUGCUGAUCUUGAAGGCUUGAAUGAAUUAUGUGGCAUGCUUAAAACAGCAGAGGCUGAUAUAAAGAAAGGUGCUAGCAGUAGCCAUGUGAUGUCUGUCCAAAACAAGCCUAAAUUUAAAAGGAAGGGCAAUUCUUGGAAGAAGAAAAAGGACAAGGCUAAAGAUGAGAUCUCUAAGCCAAACCCAUCUGCGCCCAAGGCUGGACCAGCUGCUAAUGCUGAGUGCUUUCAUUGUCAUGGGAAAGGUCAUUGGAAGAGGAACUGCAAGCUGUACCUGGAAUCCAUAAAGGACCGCGGCAGUAAAGGUCAUAUAAGUGAGAAUCGCAUGAAGAGGCUCCAUUCUGAUGGGCUUUUAACUUCGUUUGAUUUUAAAUCAUACGAGACAUGUGAGGCUUGCCUGCUGGGCAAGAUGACCAAGACGCCUUUUACAGAUAAACUAACACCCAAGUCGGACAAAUGCUUUUUCGUGGGAUAUCCGAAGGAAACUUUAGGGUAUUACUUCUACAACCGAUCAGAGGGCAAAGUGUUUGUUGCUCGGAAUGGUGUUUUCUUAGAGAAAGAGUUUCUUAAAAGAGAGAAAAGUGGACAGAAGGUGUAUCUUGAAGAAGUUCAAGAUAAGCCAGUUGGGAAGGAAUCUACGAGUGAUGCUAAUGUAGCAGAACAAGUUGAGAUACCCGUGGCAAUAGAAACACCGCCGCAACCACGAAGGUCGGCAAGAAUCCAUGAGUUGCGUGGGGAUUUGUUAUUGUUAGACGAUGACGUACCUGCGACUUAUGCGGAAGCAAUGAUGGACCCAGAUUCCGAGAAAUGGCAAAGUUUUGUGUUCACAAUAAACGGUGGUGUUGUAAGUUGGAAAAGUUCCAAGCAGGAGACGGUGACCGAUUCUGCAACAGAAGCCGAGUACAUCGCAGCUUCUGAAUCUGCAAAGGAAGGUGUUUGGAUGAGGAGGUUUCUCAUUGAUCUUGGUGUGUUUCCAAAUGCGUCCAACCCAUUGAAUCUACAUUGUGACAACAAUGGGGCAAUUGUGCAGGCUAAGGAACCAAGGAAUCACCAAAAGAAUAAACAUGUACUGCGGAAAUUUCACCUUAUUCGAGAAUUCAAUAGAAGAGGUGAGAUCAAAAUGUGCAAGAUACACACGGAUUUGAAUGUUGCAGAUCCUUUGACAAAGGCUCUUCCACAGCGUAAGCAUGAGGCGCACAUGAGAGCUAUGGGUAUUAGAUAUCUUCGAGAUUAA
Miscanthus lutarioriparius is the source of this 1437-nucleotide messenger RNA. NCBI's taxonomy places the organism in Eukaryota, Viridiplantae, Streptophyta, Magnoliopsida, Poales, Poaceae. The record is from the annotation of a GenBank genome assembly.